CGAUUUUUCGUUUGAAGAAAUUUCAAAAAUUUACCUGACAAGAUAUGCCACAUACGUAAAUACAUGCUCUAACUCGAAUUUCGUAUCGCAAUGUUUGGUAAAUUCAAGCACGACCUUCGAGCGAUCAUUGUUACGGUAAAAGUGACACCUUCUCGAAAUUAUUUGUUAUUAGCCCAUUGCCGGUCACGUAUUCUCUAUAUUGCCAUGAAAUGAACGAAGAAAUUACAUCAUGAAUCAUAUCGCCCAAGCGUGGAACGCAAAAUUUUCCAACAAAAGCAAUUCACCAACUUGCAAUAGAUUGCUAUCGUCAUCAAAUAUCUUGUCAUCCACGAUGGUUCAGUGUGGUUCCUGGAGAUCUAGAAUGCUCGAUAAGGUGAAAGAAUGUCGUGAUGCGAUUAAGAACAUGGUGGCCUUCGACAAGUCGCCAAACAACGUUAAAACUACGCAAACAGCCGGCAAACGCCUAAGCAAUUCCUUCAUCCAUACCAGAGCAACGACUUCUCUAUCCUCGAUACCGGAUGUCAUUACGUUCAGCAGUAUCGCGUUGAAGCAUAAAGAAUACGAAGACGUGCCGAUUCUAAUGAGAGACUCCAUAUUAAAUUCGGAUAAAUCAGAGAAACUGAACACGUCCGUGGAACCGAUCGACCGAACUAACGAUGCAAACGAUUCGUUUAACCGCUUCGUUUCGAUGGAUAACAUGAUCAGUAAUUCGUUGAAAUCGUUCCUGGCGCUCGAGGAGCAGGUAAAAGAGGAAUUUUUGGAACAGCACGUUUCCUCUAUCAAAAAGAAAAUCUCAGCGGAGCCGUUUCUUUCUUAUGCGGAAGGAAACGCAGAAUUCAUUUGGACGGACGACACAACGGAGGAGGGUUUCUUUGGUAACGCAUGGAAUUCUCUAGAACAUUUGGACACGAUCAAUAUCGGAAAUCCACGUAGGAACUCUACGUUUUACGAAGACUUUUGCCUGCACAAAAAUCGUACUUCUUCCCCGAUUCGAAAUCAUCCGUUCCAAGAUUCUGGCUUUGAAAAUAAUUUCUCCAUAUAAGUCUUCGCUUAUCAUUAUUUAUUGAAUAUUUCUACGUCCUUUCCUUUUCUACUUCUUUCUUUUUUUUUAUGUCUUUUAUGUAUUGAACCUUUUGUAAGUUUAGUUCGUAUUUAGAUCAAUAAAGUUUAUUACAAUGAA
Messenger RNA from Bombus pascuorum, 1180 nucleotides. RefSeq lists its product as uncharacterized. The transcript has 2 exons. Bases 230 to 1042 code for a protein of 270 amino acids. The record is from RefSeq and is a predicted model, not a curated record. NCBI's taxonomy places the organism in Eukaryota, Metazoa, Arthropoda, Insecta, Hymenoptera, Apidae.